Messenger RNA from Panicum virgatum (switchgrass), 3239 nucleotides. RefSeq names its product alpha-L-arabinofuranosidase 1-like. Bases 1030 to 3057 code for a protein of 675 amino acids. Gene Ontology annotation, biological process: L-arabinose metabolic process. The transcript is spliced from 18 exons. The record is from RefSeq and is a predicted model, not a curated record. NCBI's taxonomy places the organism in Eukaryota, Viridiplantae, Streptophyta, Magnoliopsida, Poales, Poaceae. Gene Ontology annotation, molecular function: alpha-L-arabinofuranosidase activity.
GGCUCUGACUAAUUCAUCAUCAUCCUCUUCGUUUCUCUCCCCACCCCCCUGCUGCCUGCUGGCCGCCGGCUGAAGUGAGACAAGCGAGGCCACCGAUCAAUCGACGCCCGUUUCGUUGGCGUCGAAGGGUCUCACGCGAUCGUCGAGCCCUCUCCGCAGAAGCUGACGGCUUCGCUCGGUAUAGAAACCCUACCCUACUCGUUUUGUUCUGCUGGAUAUUCCUUCCUUCCCCCCGCCCUGGCGACCCCUCCGUCCUUGCUGCGAGCCUGCGAACAUCGUUUCCGCGUGAAGUAGAGCAGCUGGUUUAUUGCUUUCCGAAAUUGCUAGGGGUUCAGUGGUCCGCCCCUUUCUGGCAAGCUAUCUGAAACGGGAUGCGCUGUGCGAUUCUGUUCCGUUCCAUGCUGGGGGUUCAAACAAUCGCGGUAGUACUUUGCCAUUUCUAAUCCGGCUAAAUUCGGCAUGCGAGCAGUUCCCAAUCCGGAGAUUGAGGGUGCGGUGUUACUGGUACAGAAUUAACAUGGGUAGAUACACAUUUAAGGAAACAAAAUUUUGAUUAUCUUUAGGCAAGAGAAAGCUGGUUAACGUGAAAUGCAGACAAUGGGCUAUGCGUGGUAUUCCUUUCAUAGAUGGAUUAGGAGACAGCAACAUGCAUGGGGGCACCCGAGUUCAAGCUUGGGUGGGAGGGGGCUCUCAGCCGGGGGUUCUACCAAUAAAUUUAUUUAUACAGAAGAUUCAGACAAGUUUAGCCGGUGGCACUUAAAGAGGCAUCGUACGGAGAAAACUGGUUACCAUGAAAUCCAGACAGCGUACCAUACGUGGUAUUGCUUUCCUGGAUGGAUAAGGAGAAAACGACACUUCUGUGUUGCUUGCCCGCGACAGGAGUGCAACUCUGAGAAGUAAUCUUCAGACUUCAGACAGGAUUACAUACAGAUGAUUUUGUUAAAACGUUUCUAGGGUUGCUGCAUGUAUAGUUGGGCAUAUAGAGAGAUUACAUUGAGUUAGUGCUCUGCUCUCGGCUGUAGCGACGCAAUGGGCGUCCUAAGAGCUGGUUCGGUUUGCUGGCUGUUCCAUGUUCUGGUUCUUGUCUGCGCCUUGUGUCAGAUACUUUAUGUUGGAUCAGUUGGGGCUCAAACUGCUCAGUUGAGUGUGGAUGCUUCACCCCAGAAUGCUCAGGUGAUCCCUGGAAAUAUGUUUGGCAUCUUCUUUGAGGAGAUCAACCACGCUGGAGCUGGUGGAUUGUGGGCAGAGCUUGUGAGCAACAGAGGUUUUGAAGCUGGUGGUCCUAAUACUCCUUCAAACAUUGACCCAUGGUUGAUCAUUGGGGAUGAAUCCAAUAUUAUUGUGGCAACAGAUCGGUCAUCCUGUUUUGCUGGUAACCCAAUUGCACUUCGAAUGGAAGUGCAUUGUGAAACUACUGGAACUAAUGCCUGCCCAUCAGGAGGUGUUGGGAUCUACAAUCCUGGUUACUGGGGCAUGAACAUUGAGAGAAGAAAGGUUUAUAGAGCUACCAUGUACAUUAAGUCGUCAGAAUCAGUGGAGUUGACAGUUUCGUUAACAAGUUCAGAUGGUCUUCAAAUUCUAGCUUCUCAUACCAUCACGGGUGACAAAGAAGAUUUUGUUGAGUGGACGAAGGUUGAAUUCGAUUUGGAAUCAAUUGGUAGAAAUACUAAUUCAAGACUUCAGCUUACGACCACCAAAAGUGGCAUAAUUUGGUUCGAUCAAGUAUCACUUAUGCCAUCAGAUACAUUCAUGGGGCAUGGUUUUCGUAAAGAUCUUGCCUCUAUGCUGGCAAAUCUGAAGCCUCGAUUUCUAAAAUUUCCAGGUGGCAACUAUGUAAUGGGGAAUUAUCUUGUAAAUGCAUUCCGCUGGAGUGAAACUGUUGGACCAUGGGAAGAAAGACCUGGGCAUUUUAACGAUGCUUGGGCCUACUGGACUGAUGAUGGACUUGGAUUUUUUGAGUUCCUCCAACUAGCAGAAGACCUUGGUGCUUGCCCAGUUUGGGUGGUUAAUGAUGGGGCCAGCCUCAAUGAAGAAGUCCCAACAGCAACAAUAGCUGCCUUUGUAAAGGAUGUUGUUAAUGGAAUUGAAUUUGCCAGGGGAGACCCCCAGACUGCAUGGGGUUCGGUUCGUGCUGCAAUGGGACAUCCAGAACCCUUUCAGCUUUAUUAUGUUUCAAUAGGGAAUCAAGAAUGUUCUAAAUACUAUUAUAAAGAUAACUACAUGAAGUUCUAUUCUGCAAUAAAAGCAUCCUACCCAGACAUCACAAUCAUAUCAAGCUGUGAUAGAUCUGCUGUUUCACCAGUCAACCCAGCUGAUUUGUAUGAUGUUCACGUCUAUACCUCAUCAGGUGAUAUGUUUUCCAGAUCUAGAAUGUUUGAUAACACAGCCCGCAGUGGACCCAAGGCAAUCGUUAGUGAAUAUGCUGUGACUGGAAAUGAUGCCGGUCGAGGAACACUGAUAGCUGCUUUAGCGGAAGCUGCAUUUCUCAUUGGAUUAGAAAGAAACAGUGAUGUGGUUGAGAUGGCAAGUUGUGCUCCACUCUUUGUAAAUGACAAUGAUCGAAGGUGGAACCCAGAUGCCAUAGUCUUUAACUCAUGGCAGCACUAUGGAUGUCCAAAUUACUGGAUGCUACACUUCUUCAAAGAUUCAAGCGGCGCGGCACUUCAUCCAUCCACUAUUCAACUUUCAAACUAUGAUCAACUGGUCACAUCUGCUAUCACUUGGAAUAAUUCACAAGAUGGGAAUACAUACCUGAAAAUAAAGGUUGUAAAUUUUGGGAGCAAAGCUGUUAACCUUAAUAUAUCUGUAACUGGGCUGGAAACUGAUAUUCAGAAAUUUGGAUCCAUCAAGACGGUUCUUACAUCUGGUUGGCUGCGGGAUGAGAACUCCUUCCAGCAGCCAGACAAGGUGGUGCCGGCGGCAAGUCCUAUAACUAACGCAGGCGAGCAGAUGGGUGUUGUUCUGGAUUCCUACUCCCUCACCUCAUUUGAUCUCCUCCUGGGCUCGAUCCAAAAGUUGCAUUCAGUCUCAGGGUCGACCUUGCAUUCAAGCUUGUGAUUGCAGUGUGUGAUGUUGCCACGAUACGGGUCCUCCAAGGCUCCAAUAGAAAAAUACAAUAUCUGUGUGCAUAGAUUAUUUGUACCUAAAGAAGUCAACAAACAUGGUUUCUUCAACAGGAUGAUGAAUUGUGAGGCUGAUUAAUCAAUGGUUUUAUAAAGUUCAGAACUUGCUUCACCACA